Messenger RNA from Wasmannia auropunctata (little fire ant), 942 nucleotides. RefSeq names its product THAP domain-containing protein 1-like. NCBI's taxonomy places the organism in Eukaryota, Metazoa, Arthropoda, Insecta, Hymenoptera, Formicidae. The transcript has 3 exons. The coding region runs from base 124 to 765 and encodes 213 amino acids. The record is from RefSeq and is a predicted model, not a curated record.
AAAUCUGUAGCGACACCGUGUGGCAAAGCGGUAAUUGGGAGAAAUAAAGGUAGCAGCCUGCAGCAGUAUCUGGCAAUAGAAUUCCUUUAAGAUUAAUUUUUAUUUUUACGAUUUUGCUCAAAAAUGGUACUGUAUUGUUUUGUGGAAGGCUGCAAAUCGAAGAAAUACUGCAAAAAAGGUGAAAUAAGUGAUUCCAACCUGCAGUUUUACGGAUUUCCAAGCUGUCAAGAAGUACGUGAAGUAUGGGUCAAGGCUUUUCGUUUGAAUAAUCAAGAAAUUACACAGUUUCCAAAAACCAGCAGGAUUUGCAAUUUGCAUUUUUCCUUGGACUGCUUCAAACAAUGUGGAUUAUCUUCUCGUUUAAAACCAAAUUCUGUACCAAGUAUAUUUCCACGUGCUGAAAAUCAAAAUCAAAGCUUGGAAAUAUCCACGGAAAGUUGUCCUAAGAAUAAUGAUUUAAACGAUGAAAUAAUGAAUUCGGAUAAAGAUGUCAACGAAUACAUAUUACAAACUCCGAAGAAGUUAGUUCGCUACCCUGGUGAUAUUGACGACAAUGUUCUACAAACAAUAACACCAAAGACAAGUCAACGUAUAAUAAAAAUGUUAAAGCAAAAGUGUCAGGAAAAGGACAAGAUCAUUAAACGUUGCAGAACUCAACAAAGUCGUCAGAAGAAAAAAAUAGAAUCUUUGUCUCAGUUACUAUUAGAACUAAAAAAAGAACAUUUACUUUCUGAAAAUUCAUGUGAUAUUAUGCAAGUAAGUUAAAAAGUAAACUCAUGUAAAAGUGUAAUAUUAUUUUUAAAAUGUACAAACAAAUAAAAAAACAUACAAACAUUUUAAAUAAUGAGAAUGUCAUGAUUUUACAUGAGUUUCAAGUUUUCUUAUUGCGAAAUUUUCGAUUUAUUCAAUGAAAUUUUUGCUAACAGAAAAACUGAGAAAAGA